AAUGUCUCUGUAAGGACGUGUUUUUGCCGUGCAGUGGAUGGCCGAAAAAUUUUACCAAAAAGCAUGGCACUCAACCAGAACGGCGAAGAUGGAGGGCUCGAGGGCGGGCUCCGUGCGACUACCACGACCACGCAGCCUGGCGGAGUUCCGGAGGUGAUACCAAACGUGAAUGUGUACCAGCAAAAGAAAACCCUUGCGCAGGGAAUGAUGGAUCUGGCGCUUCUCUCCGCCAAUGCCAACCAGCUUCGGUACGUGCUGGAAACGUACGAUCGCAACCCGUACUACAUACUCAGCGUAGCUUUCAUCUCCAUCAGUCUGCUGGUGCAAGUUGGCGUCGGGAUUGGUCUCAUCAUGAACAGCCGUUACGAUGUGAACGAUAAAAAGGAGAUCUGUAAGGCGAACAAGAUAAACGACGGAAUUACGAUCGGUAUCUUCGUGAUCACGCUCGUCAACGUGAUGAUCUCGGCGUUCGGCGUUGCACCGAAGCCAUCGUAAUAAAAUGCGCAAAGUA
Messenger RNA from Anopheles bellator, 511 nucleotides. Its product is annotated as ninjurin-A-like. The record is from RefSeq and is a predicted model, not a curated record. The coding region runs from base 64 to 495 and encodes 143 amino acids. Lineage: Eukaryota; Metazoa; Arthropoda; Insecta; Diptera; Culicidae. Gene Ontology annotation, cellular component: membrane. Gene Ontology annotation, biological process: tissue regeneration; cell adhesion. The transcript has 2 exons.